AUGGCAGACUCCUCAAGCUCUGCUGCGCCCUCGGGCGCUGCAAAGCCCAAGGCGGCUCCGAAGCCGCCUAACCCUGCCUUCAAGAUGAUGGGUCUCCCGAAUAUGCGCUUCAAACUGCCCUCCCGCAACUGGAUGAUCUUCCUCACAAUCACAGGAUCGUUCGCCGGUACUCUUAUGUACGACCGUCGCGAGAAACGCCGAGUGCAACAAAAAUGGUCGGAGCUCGUGGCUCACAUCUCAAAAGAAUCUCUGCCGAUUGACCAAAUGCGCCGGAAACUGACGGUGUAUCUGGCUGCGCCCCCCGGAGAUGGCCUGCGCGUCGCUCGAGACCAUUUCAAGGAAUACGUCAAGCCGAUACUCGUGGCCGCGGCUUUGGACUACACUGUCGUCGAAGGGCGUCGGGAGGGCGAGGUGAGAGCUAGCACGGCAGAGAGCAUCCGUAAGCUGCGCCGGAAGGCCGGCGAGCCCAGCUCAGCCGUCGAAGAAACCGGUGUGGAGGCGGUUGUCGCUGCUACCCGGGCAGGCAUGGGAAUCCGCGACGAGCCAGGCACAAAGGGCGACUUGGUCAUUGGCCGACACACCUGGAAAGAGUAUAUUCGGGGCUUGCAUGAGGGAUGGCUUGGUCCUUUGGAUGCCCCAGCUCCACCUCAAGAGGAGCUGCCGGUGGAUACUCUCGAGACCGCUAGCGCGGAGCAACCCGCUGGUCUCAUGAACCCCGAGGUCGCAACCAUCGAUUCCCCCGAGUUCUCCGAAGACGCAAAACCAGAGACACCCGAGACCGAGGCCGAGGAACCCAAGAAGGAAGAAGAAAAAGAAAAGAAGCCCGCAGGCCCUACUCCCGCAUACAUCUAUCCCUCCGAAUACUCGUCCGCCAGCCUCCCCCCUUCUCUCCCCCAGUCCUUCGACAGCUCCAUCCCCGUUGAAUUCCCCCACCUUCUCGGCUUCCUGAACACUCCCAUCCGAAUUUACCGCUUCCUCACACAACGAUACCUUGCCGAGGACGUCGGCCGCGACGUUGCCGCACUCGUCCUUGCCAAUAGCUCCCGUCCAUACCGCGAUGACGCAUUCAGUGCAGACUCCGAACCCACGGCUGCCAGCAUCGACUCCACUCCAUCUCCCGACAGCUCGUUCGCCGAUCUCUCCCCUCGCAACUACGAGCAGCAGACCGUGAUGCAGGCUGCCGAGAAGGAGUGGCACAAGUCUGUGCACAAGCGCGAAGAAGACGAGAAGGAGCGCGAGUGGCUCGACGAUGUCGUGCUCGAUCCGCGCAUUGCCUCGCGCAUGCAGCGCGCCAUUCUCUCUCCGGAAGACGAGGCUCGCUCCCAGCGCCUUGCUCAGCAACAGGAGUACAUCCUGGGCGAAGAGCGUCCGGCUCCCGUUCCUUUCUGGAAGCGCAUGUGGAUUAAGUACGGCAAUGGUGAGAGUGAAGAGGACCUGCGACGCAAGCCCAUUCUUGGCAACCUUGACGGUGAAGAUGGACAGUAA
This is a messenger RNA of Penicillium bovifimosum, 1485 nucleotides long. RefSeq names its product Tim22-complex subunit TIM54. Bases 1 to 1485 code for a protein of 494 amino acids. Gene Ontology annotation, biological process: sphingosine biosynthetic process. NCBI's taxonomy places the organism in Eukaryota, Fungi, Ascomycota, Eurotiomycetes, Eurotiales, Aspergillaceae. The record is from RefSeq and is a predicted model, not a curated record. The transcript has 2 exons. Gene Ontology annotation, cellular component: cytoplasm; membrane; intracellular membrane-bounded organelle.